AUGGGGAGAAAAGGGAAGAGGAUGACAAAGAUGGAGAAGUGUCUGGGGAUGAGUUGGGACACGCAGCUCCCCACCAUGCUGUGCCUCACCGUCACCUCCUCACGGCAGUUCGAGGCCCUGUACCCGGAGGGGAUGUGUCCCGGCUGGAGCAUCGUGGUCAAAGGCGAAACCAGCUCCAGCACAAGCAUGUUUGAAAUUAAUUUCCUCAGCCAUCCCGGAGACCAAAUCGCCUUCCACUUUAACCCCCGCUUUGCCAGCUCCAGAAUUGUCUGCAACUCCUUCCUGGCCAACCACUGGGGGAGGGAAGAGGUUAACAGCACCUUCCCCUUCGAAGCAAAGGAGCCCUUCCAGGUGGAAAUCUACUCUGACCACGACUACUUCCACAUUUUCAUUGACGAACACAAAAUCCUGCAGUACAAGCAUCGGCAGAAACAGCUCUCAUCCAUCACCAAACUGCAGAUUCUCAAUGAUAUCACCAUUUCUUCGGUGGAAAUCACCAAACGAGGCCUCUACUAGAAGAAGGAGGUGGGACAGGCCCACAGCCCACUCCACCUGAAGCUCCUGAUCCAGCCAGGGACCACCUUCUCCCUUUCCCCACUCACCCCAUGCUACCACCAGCCAGCCAGAUAGCUGCAGCACCUCCUUGUAGAGGAAAUGACAGCCACUCCCAUUACAUGCAGCAGCCAGGCACCUUGCCAUCUGUAACCCAGAUCAUCAAAGAUCUUCCCCUAGGGGGCACGAUGGGUUUUGUAGGUCUUAUCUUUGCUGUUAGACAGUUAGACAGCCUGACAGAUCACUACUGCACGUAGAAAUCUUCCUUGAGUAGUCUGGACAUCUUAAUGCUACCCUAGAAAUUGUGUUUGCUCAAGGGUAGGGUGAGAAUUAACACUAGUCCUCAGCUGGCCACCUGGCGACGGUCACAAUGUGUAUGGAUGUUACUGACAGAAAGGGGCAGUUCUCUGCAAGAGCCGGGUAAAAAUGUAGUAUUUGCUAAUAAAAUCAAA
This is a messenger RNA of Oxyura jamaicensis (ruddy duck), 1004 nucleotides long. It is a transcript of the gene GRIFIN, whose product is annotated as galectin-related inter-fiber protein. Lineage: Eukaryota; Metazoa; Chordata; Aves; Anseriformes; Anatidae. The record is from RefSeq and is a predicted model, not a curated record. Gene Ontology annotation, molecular function: carbohydrate binding.